This is a messenger RNA of Tachysurus fulvidraco (yellow catfish), 2150 nucleotides long. Its product is annotated as 4-galactosyl-N-acetylglucosaminide 3-alpha-L-fucosyltransferase 9-like. Lineage: Eukaryota; Metazoa; Chordata; Actinopteri; Siluriformes; Bagridae. Gene Ontology annotation, cellular component: membrane. The record is from RefSeq and is a predicted model, not a curated record. Gene Ontology annotation, molecular function: alpha-(1->3)-fucosyltransferase activity. The coding region runs from base 1 to 1173 and encodes 390 amino acids. The transcript has 4 exons.
AUGCUGAAGAGUUGCAGAAGGCCUGAAAUCAGAAACCUCCUGAACUUCAUAGAGCUACCAUCGACUAAGAAAAGUAUUGGAACAUCCAUCCAUCAGACCACUGGUGCACCAUUAUCUCUUCCCUUGAAACUUGGUACACUUCUACAACCAGUGGUCUGGGAUGAUGAUGAUAUCUACAUCAAAAUUACAACAGUUUUGCCUGAUAGUCACUUGCUGGCUUGCGGGACUCUUCUCUUGCUUGGUCAACAGGAGGAAAAACCCAUCCUGCUGCUGUGGAUGUGGCCUAUGGACAAGCGGUGGGACUUUAAAGACUGUAAAACCAUGUACAACAUUGACGGCUGCCAAUUGACCGAUGACAGAAACCUUUAUAACCAAUCAGACGCAGUCCUCGUUUUCCACAAAGGUAUCAAAUGGGACCUGUCCAACCUUCCGCCGUCUCCUCGGCCUCCGUUUCAAAAAUGGAUCUGGCUUCACGUCGAAUCGCCGACCAAUACGGCGAGGAUUCCUGGUUUGGAGAAGCUUUUCAACCUCACACUGAGCUACAGACAGGAUGCCGACAUUUCUGUGAGGUAUGACCUCAUGGUCAGCAAGAAGCCAAACAAUGACUUUGUGAUCCCAAAGAAGGACAAGCUCCUGUGUUGGUUCGUGUCCAACAUGGCCACCAGUACUGGAGUAGGGACCAGGAUGAAGUACUACAAUGAGUUAAAGAACCACAUCAAUGUGACUAUUUUUGGAGGAAUGGUUGGCAAACGCUUGAAAGAUGAAGACUACUACUCCACGAUGGCUAGCUGUAAGUUCUACCUCUCUUUUGAGAACUCCAUCCACAUAGACUACAUCACGGAGAAAAUAAAUGGUCCUCUUUCAGCUGGGACAGUUCCGGUUGUCUUGGGGCCACCGAGAGAAAAUUAUGAUCAGUUUACACCGAGUAAUGCCUUCAUUCACAUCAGCGACUUCCCUGAUGCUGCAUCACUGGCUAAAUAUCUGCUUCAGCUGGACAAAGACGAUGAAGCGUACAAGCGCUAUUUUGACUGGAGAAAACACGUAACAGCGACACCCCAUCUAAUCUUUCCUUAUCAAGAGUUCAUCAUAUACAUCUGUCAUGCCUGUGAAUAUAUUGGAAGGUACAAAGACUAUAGAGCUGCAAAAGACCUCUACAAGUGGUGGUUUUCAUAAAGAGGAACUCUGGACGAGUGCAUUUGCCAAUCGGUGUAAAGCUAUAUAAAAAUUCAGAUCUUUAUGAGCAGAAAAAUGCACAGAACAUUAAGUGAUUUGAUUUGUUGGCUCAAGUGGCUAAUAAGAUAAAAGCUGUAGUAACAAACAGUGGGAAUUUUUUUCACUCAUAAGCCUAUAACUACGUUACGAUACUCGUGAAAAUCCAUGGAGCAAUACGCGAGAACCUGCAGGAAGUCUGAUUGUGCGAGAGAACCAUUGAAAGGAAAUAUAACAAUGCCUACAGUAGAAUGAAUGCUUGGAAUGUAUUUUGCAGUAGUGUUUUAUGUCCAGUCAAAAUGUAUAAAAUGUUUAUUAUCUGACAUGUUGGGGUUGGAACUUUCCUGUUCUUCUUGUUUAUUUUUUCUGGUAAAUACUGAACAUGAUUCACAACUAAAAUGUUUUGUUGUGUUUGUACGUAAAGGUUUAAGUAUAAAAGUCUUGUUUAUUCAAGUCAGUUUAAACAAUGGAAAUUUUGUCUCAAAGCAGAUUUACAAGAAUAAAUAUAUUCAGAAUAAAAAGCUGAACGUUGAAAUGUAUACUUAUCGCUAAUGAGCUAAACAGAGGCAACAUCUACUCUUGUCUAUCGUCUGGCAGGAGAAGUGAAUCAAAAGAAAGGUCAUAGUACUUCAUGAUACAGACAGGAGUAAAAAGAAGAGUAUCAGAGAAGCGAUGGUUUUCCUGCUUUUUUGCACAAAGCAGGAAAACUAGUUGUUCGACUUGAAUAAAAAAACAUAGAAACAACAUUAUAAACAAAUAAUGUUUUUUUUAAAUCUUACCUCAGGUCCUGUUCUUGACUCAGUUUCAUGUUUUUUUUCUGUUUAAAACAACACAAGAGAUCACAAGAUCACUGACAGACAAACAAACCAUAGUGAAAAAUUUGGAAUUUAUUAGAGUCUCUAUUUAUUAACAGAAUUAAAUUUACCAGUCUUUGAAUCUCA